Messenger RNA from Carassius gibelio (silver crucian carp), 1448 nucleotides. Its product is annotated as G2/M phase-specific E3 ubiquitin-protein ligase-like. The record is from RefSeq and is a predicted model, not a curated record. Gene Ontology annotation, molecular function: ubiquitin-protein transferase activity. The transcript has 7 exons. NCBI's taxonomy places the organism in Eukaryota, Metazoa, Chordata, Actinopteri, Cypriniformes, Cyprinidae. Bases 114 to 1163 code for a protein of 349 amino acids.
UUUUAUUUAUUUUUUUCAGUUCUGAGGAUAUCUUGAACUGGAUCGGUUCUCAAGUUGAUGAGACAAACACAUUUUCCAUCUGUGUGUCGCGAACUGAUCUCUACAACAGAGGCAUGCAACAGUGGCAACGGCAGAAGAAGACCUCACCCAAAUGUAGACUUAAGGUCACAUUCUUUGCCGAGGCAGGCAUUGAUAAUGGUGCCCUUACCAAAGAAUUCCUCACAGAAAUGCUGGUAGAAAUAGAAAAAAGACUCUUUGUUGAAGGUCCAGAUAAGAAAGGGAAGAAUCCCGUUUACUGCCUUAACAGUUUGGACUGUAAUUACUUCAGGACUGCAGGAGAAGUCAUGGCAGCUAGUCUGGCACAAGGCGGACCUUGCCCUAACUUCCUGCGUGAAUGGUGCUUCAGUUAUCUCUGCUCUGGUGACUCUGACAGCAUUCAAGUGUCUGCCAGUGAUGUCACAGAUUUGGAACUUUCACAGCUAAUUGUAAAGAUAAACACCGCCAAUGAUGACAACAUCAGCGACCUGAUUGGUGACAUUGUGACCUGCGGAUACACUGGAAUCGUGUCUGUGGAUAAAAGGGACAGCAUAAUAAGAGCUGUUAUACUUCACUCCACCAUGAGACUCAUCCCGAUGCUCGACCAGCUCAGAAAAGGCCUGCAGCUCUAUGAACUACCAAAGAUCAUGAAUACCCAUCAAGACCUUUGCCAACCACUGUUUGUUACAGGGGAAGAUGAUAAGGUAGAUGCAGUCUUCAUUUUGGAGAACAGCCGCCCUGUCUUCAGUGAGAUUGGUUCUGCCAAACACCGCAUGGAAACAAAUAUCAUGAACUUUUUCCAGGACUACCUUCAGGAAAUUGAGGAUUCUGAACAAGAUGGCCCAAGCAACAACAGUAUUGCUCCAGAAAGUUUGACUGUUGGACGAAUCAUGCAGUGGCUCACCGGACAGGGACACAAGCCCCUUCUGCCUAGUGAAAAGAAGGACUUUGUCAUAAAUGUGAAAUUCCACCAUGACUGUGACACACAGCACACUGUUUGUUUUCCUAUUGUCAGCGCCUGCAGUCGUACAGUCACAUUUCCCUCAGCACACCUGAAAACAUUCAGUGAAUUCAAAAACAUUAUGACAUUAGCAAUAUGCCAUGGGCAAACUUUUGACAGGGUGUAACAAGUAACUGCAUAAGUCAAAAUAGGCAUUGAAUUGUUUUGUUUUAUUGCCAUUUUAUUUGCCAUUUUCUUGUUUCUGUGAAUAACUUUAUUCAUUGUUACAAAACCAUUGUUUUGCUGUUAUUAAUGGUUCACUUUAAAACCAAAAUGAAUGAGGAGUUAGUUUUUUACCUCACUGUUACUCCCGUGAUAAAAUGAAGUAAUAUCACAGCAAGCCUUUUGUAACUGGCAGUCUGUUUGCAAAUGUUCAACUUCAUUCCAUUAAAUCUUUUGUAAGGACUGCUUA